Molecule: messenger RNA, 1288 nt
Organism: Cornus florida
Lineage: Eukaryota; Viridiplantae; Streptophyta; Magnoliopsida; Cornales; Cornaceae
Exons: 1
Coding region: 41-850 (269 amino acids)
Source: RefSeq, a predicted model, not a curated record
ACUUUCUCAAAACAGCGAAGCCCUCAAAGCGGCGUUUGUUAUGGCCGUUGAAGACGACGACGUUGACAUCAACCCCUUCACUAUGCUCUUAAUACCAGACGACCAAGACGAUCACACAGAACCAUCAUCUACUCUACAAUCGGAUGCACCAAAUCAGCAGCUCCAGCACCAUUACAUCCAUUCGAUUCAAUCAACGGUCCUGAUCAGACAAAUCAAAUCACAAGGAAUUUCCUUCCAGCUCUGGCCCGCCGCCACCACUCUCGUCUCCCUCCUCGACCGCCACCGCGCCGACCCUAGCUCCGGCCCCCUCACCUCCUUAGGCGGCCAAGGCCGCCGCCGCCGCCUCCGCAUCCUCGAGCUCGGCUCCGGCACAGGCCUCGUCGGGAUCUCCGCCGCCGCCAUACUCGGCGCCGACGUCACCGUGACGGACCUCACGCACGUGCUCCCGAACCUCCGGUUCAACGCGGACGCGAACGCGGACGUCCUGGCGCGGCACGGCGGGGCGGUGGAGGUGGCGGCGCUGGGGUGGGGAGAGGCGGAUCAGAUGGAACGCGUGGGGAGAGAGUUCGAUCUGAUAUUGGGGUCGGACGUGGUGUAUCACGAACACCUGUUCGAUCCUCUGAUUAAAACCCUAGGGUUUUUGUUGGUGGAGGGUGAAGAGGAGGUGGUGUUUGUGAUGGGUCAUCUGAGGAGGUGGAAGAAGGAAUCGGUGUUCUUCAAGAAGGCGAAGAAGUUGUUCGAUGUUGAGGUAAUACAUUCAGAUGAUCCGACGAAUGGGGCUAGGGUUGGUGUGGUUGUGUAUCGUUUUGCGAGGAAGAAGGGGAAGAGUUUGAAUGGUGUGGUCAGAUAACAGUGACUGUGACUGAGGAUGGUGAUAUGUGUUUGAAUGGUGUUUGGAUUCCACGAAAAUUUUGUUUUCCCAAAUUAAAGGCGCAAGCCACGGUUUUCCAAUGAUUCAGACUUAAAUCUCUUGAUUUUUUUACCCUUUUUUUAUUUAAUUAUGAUUUUUUACUCUGGAAAAUUUUCUUAAAAUUUAUUCAUCAUUUUAGUUAUUAAAUUGGUUAUAAAUGAAGAAGGAAUGGGGAGGUGGAAAAAAGGUGAAGGAGUGGAGAGCUCUUUCGCAUUUGGUGAGGGGGAAAAUGAAAUGAAAAAGAAAGAGAAAGAGAGGAUAAACAAUGCAUCCUUCAUUUCUGCAUUGUAAUAUAUAUAUAUAUACUCUGUAUAUUUAUACACACACCAAAUAUCUAACUGUCACUGGAGAAAUUAAUUUCUUACUCGUGAACAACAU